This is a messenger RNA of Jaculus jaculus (lesser Egyptian jerboa), 1452 nucleotides long. Its product is annotated as protein NDRG3. The coding region runs from base 22 to 1029 and encodes 335 amino acids. The transcript is spliced from 13 exons. Gene Ontology annotation, biological process: signal transduction. Lineage: Eukaryota; Metazoa; Chordata; Mammalia; Rodentia; Dipodidae. Gene Ontology annotation, cellular component: cytoplasm. The record is from RefSeq and is a predicted model, not a curated record.
GACAUUGAAACCAAAUAUGGUAUGGUCCACAUCACUGUCAGAGGCUCACCGAAGGGAAACAGACCUGUUAUCCUGACAUACCAUGACAUUGGACUCAACCAUAAAUCCUGUUUCAACACCUUCUUCAACUUUGAGGAUAUGCAAGAAAUCACUCAACAUUUUGCUGUCUGUCAUGUGGAUGCCCCAGGCCAACAGGAAGGGGCAGCCUCCUUCCCCACAGGGUAUCAAUACCCCGCAAUGGAUGAGCUGGCCGAAAUGCUGCCCUCUGUUCUUACAUACCUAAGUGUGAAAAGCAUCAUUGGUAUUGGAGUUGGAGCGGGAGCCUACAUCCUCAGCAGAUUUGCGCUCAAUCAUCCGGAGCUAGUGGAAGGUCUUGUGCUAAUUAACAUUGACCCGUGUGCGAAAGGCUGGAUUGACUGGGCAGCUUCCAAACUCUCAGGCUUGACAACCAACAUUGUGGACAUAAUUUUGGCUCAUCACUUUGGGCAGGAAGAGUUACGGACCAACCUGGACCUGAUUCAAAGUUACAGACUACGCAUUGCCCAAGAUAUCAACCAAGAAAACCUCCAACUGUUCCUGCAUUCCUAUAACAGACGCAGAGACCUGAAGAUCAAAAGACCCAAACCAGGCCAAAAUGAUGACACUUUAAAAACAUUAAAGUGCUCUACCUUACUGGUGGUGGGGGACAAUUCACCUGCCGUGGAGGCUGUGGUGGAAUGCAAUGCUCGCCUCAACCCUGUAAACACGAGUUUUCUAAAGAUGGCAGAUUGUGGAGGACUCCCUCAAGUAGUUCAGCCGGGGAAGCUUACGGAGGCCUUCAAGUACUUUUUGCAGGGAAUGGGCUACAUUCCGUCUGCCAGCAUGACCCGGCUCGCCCGGUCACGAACCCACUCGACCUCGAGUAGCCUUGACUCUGGACAAAUUUACUUCAGCCAGUCUGUGACCAGCAACCAGUCGGAUGGAACCCAAGAGUCCCGUGAGUCUUCAGAUACCCCGGAUGGACACCAGACCAUGGAGGUGUCCUGCUAAGCAGAUUUUCCUCCCUUGGACCAUGCAAGUCCCUCCUCCUUCAGAUGACCACUCCAUAAACAGAACAUUUCAUCCCCUAAACGGGCUUCCACUAUCUUUCACUCAUGCAUGGCCAUUGAAUCUCUCUCUAGCAGCCUGGAUGUAUCAUUUGUUUUGGGGUAUGUCAAGAAUCACACCCAUGCCAUUGCUGUAACGUGAAACAAAUGCCUGUGAACAUGGAGGCGUGCCAAGCUGAGCCCUACAUGCAGAGUCUCAAGGCUGGAGGGGACAGGGUGGCUAAGGAGGGUCUCAUGGCGUCAUGGCCCCGUGGUUGGUGUCGCACGCCCCCUCGGUUCCUCGGUGUUUGAGACAGGCCCCCUCUUAACUCUCAUGGCGUGCACUCUUCUUUCUUUCUCCUCCCAUUCAGUAUAAACAACCACAAAC